This is a messenger RNA of Botrytis cinerea B05.10, 1726 nucleotides long. RefSeq lists its product as hypothetical. The coding region runs from base 50 to 1381 and encodes 443 amino acids. The transcript is spliced from 5 exons. NCBI's taxonomy places the organism in Eukaryota, Fungi, Ascomycota, Leotiomycetes, Helotiales, Sclerotiniaceae. The record is from RefSeq and is a predicted model, not a curated record.
GAAUACUUCGUCCUAUCAUUUCACUUUAAUAUCUUAAAGCUCUGAUAUUAUGGGUGGAUACGAAAGUGACGCUGGUGAAAGGGAUGACAGGAGUGUUAGUCAUCGUAGUGAUCAUAGUAGAAGUAGUAGAAGUAGUAGAAGGGAUGGUAAUGGAAGUGACACUCAUUUGAGCACUAAGCGUGUGCCGCGUACAAGGGGGGAAGGGCCACCGAUCUCUAUGAAUACUAGAUAUCCUCGUUCUAAUGGGGGAUCUUCCUCGCAUGGUAGAAGCCAGAGCCACAACAGAGAUGCAAGUGGAAGUGAACUUGCGUCAAACGCAUCUGGUUCAACUCUUCGCCCCUCGUCGCGCAGGGGCGAAAGCCGUCACAGAAGUGACGAUAUUGCUUCGCAAGCAUCUGGUGCAACUCUUCGCUCCUUACAGAGCAGCAGAGUGGAUACUGCGUCGCAGGGUGGAGGAUCGUAUGCUUCUAAGCCACAUUCGGAAACUAGGAAGCGUUAUAAGCCAGAACCAAAUAGAGGAAGUGGGUAUGAGCAGGACUGGAAGGACGGACGAAAUGUAUAUCUAAUCAGCGAUGAUGACGAGCCGAGAAACCCUAGAAAAAGCGUUCCUAGAUCUGAAGCUUCAGGCCACACAGCCAGAUCCGUACGCGAAAUGGCAAAGCUGUCGGAGCAGACAAAACACCUGAACCUCGACCCCCAAGAUGACCCCCGCGAUAAAGUUGAAAAACUAAAAGAAGAACUUGUGGAUGCAGAGUGGGAAGCGGAAGUAAAAAGCAAAACUAGCGAAGGCAGGCACAGACGGGAUAGUAAUCGCCCAUCUGAUUUAAUUUCGAUAGCUACUGGAGAAGAUUAUAGCGGAAAAUCUCAGAGUAUAACAUCAUACGACGGAUCAACAACUAGUAACACCCGUUCUAAACAUCCACAUGGACGUCCUAGAUCAAAUGCUGACUAUAGUCGCUCUCAAACUUCCAACUCAUCGUACAAUGCUCCUCCUCCCCGAUCAUUUGCUUCUGGCUAUGCUCCCUCUAACACUCAAUCACAACCGCGCGAUGGUGCUCUUGAAGUAUAUCGUGGUUCCUAUGCUCCCUCUACGAGCGGGUCACAUGCAUCGCACCAUUCUUCUAGAUCACAUGCUAGGCAAUACCCGGAUCCACGCCGCUCUCCUCCACCCCGUCGAGGCCCGUACGUUGGUGGGCACCAUAAUGUCUUGGAACAUGCGGAAACGAAUAUAAAUAUGACGUAUAUCGGGGCCCCAGAUAUGAGUUUUAUGAAUGAGCCAAGUAAGAAAGAAAGGAGACGACAGAAAGAACACGAGCUACACAUGGAAAUGGUGAGAAAUAAUAUGAGACCACCUGUUAAAAAAACAAUUUGGGAUGAUUGAGGAGGGAUGACUGUGGUAGUGAUUAGUUGGGCUUAGUGGAAUUGGAGUGGGGCUAAGUACGAGUCGGAAUCAGGAAAAGAAACCCGCGAGGAAGAAUUGGAAAAUGGGAAUCGGGUGUGUUAUUAUAUCUAGAAGGAUUCUGGAAAGCAUCGUGGGAAUACCUCCACAUGACGGGGGUUUGGGCUCGGAAUUGUGAAGUCCUUGGUAGUGGGCGUCUUGGGUCGGGUUUGUUUCUCUUUGUUAGUUAGUGUCUCUCGGUUUAUAGAUUUGCUUUAUCUAAUUGGAGUUUGUUCUUGCUGUACAACGAGUUGUCAUUUAAUAGAACACAGAUAUGCGCUCUUGUCA